AAAAUUCUCCGUCAUUUGCUGGUAAAAUUCAAUGCCAAAGUGACACUCAGGAUUCUUCCCCAAAGAUGGAGUGUACUGGUCUCAUAUCAAACUCUCUUAAAUUGUCUCCAAGGGUGUGUUGUUUUUCACCAAUUCAUGGGCAGGUAGGUAGUUUCAGAAGAAGUACGGCAGUAAGAUCUUUGGUAGAAAAACUUGGAAGGAAAGGAGGAGGAGAAUCAAGUGAUGCAGACGAUGAUGAUGAUUCCUCGAUGACAAAUAAUGUGGAUGACAGCCCAUUUAUGGAUCCUGAAGAGAGAUUUGAAUGGAGGAGAAAGAUCAGAGAAGUGAUUGAUCGGUGUCCUGAUGUUAAGGAGGAGAUAGACCCUAUUGAAAGGAAGAAGAAGUUGGAGAAGCUGCUGGCUGAUUACCCCCUUGUGGUGGAAGAGGAUGAUCCUGAUUGGCCUGAAGAUGCUGAUGGAUGGGGUUUCAGUCUCGGUCAAUUUUUUGACAAGAUUACUAUCAAGAAUGUGAAGAAGGAUGAUGACAAUGAGAAUUAUGAUAGUGAGAACGAAAUAGUAUGGCAAGAUGACAAUUAUAUCCGCCCAAUCAAAGAUAUCAAGACUGUAGAAUGGGAAGAGAUUGUGUUCAAAGACAUUAGUCCUUUAAUUGUUCUUGUACAUAAUCGGUAUAAAAGGUUAGUUCUUGUUUUUUAUANUUGUAAUCGUCGUACCCGUCCAACUUCAUCUCAACAAGAAGCAAAGAAAGUAAACAAUGAUCCCUCUAGAGGCAUUUCACAACAUCUCUAUUCCAAAACCAAAACGAAUGAGACAAGAAACUGUACAGAGAAGCAGAAAGUGCACCUUGAUGAACAGUUGCAACAACUAGAAGCUCCAAACUCUGUAUUGUAG
Pistacia vera is the source of this 887-nucleotide messenger RNA. RefSeq names its product thioredoxin-like fold domain-containing protein MRL7L, chloroplastic. The record is from RefSeq and is a predicted model, not a curated record. Lineage: Eukaryota; Viridiplantae; Streptophyta; Magnoliopsida; Sapindales; Anacardiaceae. Gene Ontology annotation, biological process: chloroplast organization; regulation of DNA-templated transcription. Gene Ontology annotation, cellular component: chloroplast stroma. The coding region runs from base 66 to 887 and encodes 273 amino acids. The transcript is spliced from 3 exons.